AUGGAUGAAAGUGGGUUGCUUCUUGGCGAUGAUGGCUCGGUCUACUCUUCCGCGUCAUCUACUGCGCCGCCAGCCACUCAUCUCACUUCUUCACCAUGUCAUACUAGAUCACCUCCGCCUGAGUCCUCACUCUUCCCUCGUCACAUCUCACUCAGUAUGGAAACAACCGCAGAAUUUCCACAAUCCUUUGUUCGACCAUGGAAAGAACUACUUCAAUCGCAUCGCGACGAGCAACAGGAUGACUUCCCGAGCUACUACGUCAACAACGUAGACUCUCUCAUCACGACCAGCUCGCCCAAGUCCUUAUACGUAGGAACAGGCCACUCCAUCUAUACGCGCGCUCUACUUCCAGCUAUUCUGAGCGCAAAACAUAGCGUACAGCUUAUUACGUGCUACUGGGCUGCGUCUCCAUCUCUGGACGCCAUUCGCGAUACCCUUGAGCAACUUGCGACAACGCGUAUCGAGGCCAAGGUGCAGACUCGUCUAAAAAUCACAAUUGGCUUCUCGUCUUUUGGACUAUUUCAGAAGCUGUUCCAUCCUGCGUCUCGUAAUGGGUACAUCUAUGAGCCCUCGAAGUGGUCCAAGCUGGGCCUUCCGGAUCAACUGGUGCUGCAGGAUGCAGGUAUCGAUCUCACCGUCAAGAGCAUCUUCUUCACGCCCUUGAGUGUCAUGCACCCCAAGUUUGUCAUUGUUGACGGGAAAAGGGCCUGGAUUCCGAGCUGUAACGUCAGCUGGGAACGGUGGUUUGAAGGCUGUGUCGAGGUUGAGGGAGCUAUUGUUGAUCGACUCUUGGCCUUUUACGACCGUGUCUGGGCCCAAGACAGUGAACCUCGACAACUAUCAGACACCCCAAACGAUAACAAUGAUGGCAAUUCACCUCGGUUACCAGACAGCAACGCAGCGUCGGCAACUCAGUCAAUCGAGUUCCCUGCCAACGGCCUAGUGCCAACUAUCUUCCUCCCGUCGCCGCAUCAUCGCAACCCCAGAUUCUCCUUUCCCUUUCUAUCGCAGAAAAACCCGCCGAUGACCCCUCUCAAUGCAGCUCUACUUACGCUAUUUGCCAGCGCUCAGCGACGAAUCACCAUCCUCACACCAAACGUUACCUCGUGGCCUGUUGUCGAGAGUCUGCUAGAUGCGCUCGCUCGUGGAGUCGAUGUUCAGAUCAGGACAAGCAAAGGCAUGAUGCUUGUCGAGCAGCUGGUUACCUCUGGCACGACGACAGCCUGGUGUCUGCGCAACUCGAUGCCAGGCGUGAUAAAGACGACGAACCGGUCGUGA
Molecule: messenger RNA, 1278 nt
Organism: Fusarium pseudograminearum CS3096
Lineage: Eukaryota; Fungi; Ascomycota; Sordariomycetes; Hypocreales; Nectriaceae
Exons: 2
Coding region: 1-1278 (425 amino acids)
Molecular function (GO): catalytic activity
Source: RefSeq, a predicted model, not a curated record